Messenger RNA from Volvox carteri f. nagariensis, 324 nucleotides. RefSeq lists its product as uncharacterized. The transcript is spliced from 3 exons. NCBI's taxonomy places the organism in Eukaryota, Viridiplantae, Chlorophyta, Chlorophyceae, Chlamydomonadales, Volvocaceae. The coding region runs from base 1 to 324 and encodes 107 amino acids. The record is from RefSeq and is a predicted model, not a curated record.
AUGGGUGCUUCUGAGGAGGAGAAGGACAGGGUGUCGAUGGAGAAGUUCGGUUGCAAGUUCAGCGAGCUCAAGGACCCCCAGGACCGCAUGAGUGUCGGAGGAACCAUCGGAGGGAACAUGCGCAAGGCGCAGCUGGGCAGCGAGGGUUACCGGCACCUUCCCGCGCAGAAGAAGGACGAGGAGGGCGAGCAGGGCGAGGAGGAGGAGGACGAGAAGGAGCAGGGCAGACGAGGGGAGGAGGAGGAGAUGGGGGUGGAGGAAGAGGAGGAGGAGGAGGAGCAGGGGGAGGAGGAGGAGGAGGAGGAGGAAGGCGGUGGAAAGUAG